Molecule: messenger RNA, 540 nt
Organism: Myotis davidii
Lineage: Eukaryota; Metazoa; Chordata; Mammalia; Chiroptera; Vespertilionidae
Gene: LTB
Product: lymphotoxin beta
Exons: 4
Coding region: 88-540 (150 amino acids)
Biological process (GO): immune response
Cellular component (GO): membrane
Molecular function (GO): tumor necrosis factor receptor binding
Source: RefSeq, a predicted model, not a curated record
UCCCAGCCAGGUGUGUGGGUCUAGGGGAGGGGGGGCCCCACCCCUGAGAUAUGAAAGCCCCCCUGCCCUGGCCCUGGCUCAGUCUCCAUGGGGUCACUGGGGCUGGAGGGCUGGGGGAGGAGGCCCCAGGGGAAGGGCUGCCUCCUGCUGGCUGUGGCAGGAACCACCUCCCUGGUGACCCUGCUGCUGGCUGUGCCGCUCACUGUCCUGGCUGUGCUGGUGGUGGCGCCCCAGAAGCAAGGGCUGGUAGCAGAGACCACUGACCCCCGGGGGCCAGCACAGGCCCAGCAGCGACUGGGGCCCCAGGAGCUGCCGGAGCAGGACACAGAAACAGUGAGGGGGGCAUUGCCGGAAAAGGCGAGCGCCGCUCAGAAAGGCCCAGCCGCGGGAGCAGCCCUGCCGGUGCCGGGGAGCAGCGGGGGCCCGGACGCAGACGAGCAGCCCGAGAGGCCCGGCAGGACUGCCCCAGCCCGCUCGCCUCUCAGGAGCCGGAACAGCUCCCGGGCUGCAGGGAGGAGGCCGAGAGAACUGGGCGGGUGA